AUGACAACGCCACCUCCUUUCCCGCCAAUCCUUACUCAUGCCCGACACCCAUUCCGCUAUCUACCUACCCCAACCCCAACAAGCCCAUCUUUUGAUGGUCGUUCGUUAGAUUGCUUUCUUCGCUUCAAUGGCAGGAUUCAUUUUUUCCUUCUGUUGCUUUUUAUGUCAAUCUGUUUUUCUUUCUUCCUCUCUCUCUCUCUCUCUCCCUCUAUCGGUCUCACUCUCUCUCCCUCUUUCUCUCUCUCCAUUAUACUUUUAUUUCUCUCUUACUUUUUGUCCAUUUUGCUCUUCUCUCAUAAUAUUCGCAUUUAUUUUCAUAUAUCUUCCUGCUCUUCUGUACUAUGUUCGUUCUCGUUCGUUCACUCUCUCUCCCCUUCUCUCUCUCACUCUUUCUCUCCUUCUCUCUCUCCUUCCCCUUCUCUCUCUCCUUCCCCUUCUCUCUAUCCCUCCCUCCCCUAA
This is a messenger RNA of Acanthosepion pharaonis, 459 nucleotides long. The record is from the annotation of a GenBank genome assembly. NCBI's taxonomy places the organism in Eukaryota, Metazoa, Mollusca, Cephalopoda, Sepiida, Sepiidae.